Etheostoma spectabile (orangethroat darter) is the source of this 709-nucleotide messenger RNA. RefSeq names its product transcription factor 21 (gene tcf21). The coding region runs from base 135 to 647 and encodes 170 amino acids. The transcript is spliced from 2 exons. Gene Ontology annotation, molecular function: RNA polymerase II transcription regulatory region sequence-specific DNA binding; protein dimerization activity; DNA-binding transcription factor activity, RNA polymerase II-specific. Lineage: Eukaryota; Metazoa; Chordata; Actinopteri; Perciformes; Percidae. The record is from RefSeq and is a predicted model, not a curated record. Gene Ontology annotation, biological process: regulation of transcription by RNA polymerase II; developmental process.
CUGUUCCUAUCUGCUCUGUUCACGCACAGUAAGCAGUUGAUGAACACGUGCGUUUGACUACCCUGUUCAUUCGUGUCCAGCCUCAGCUUCCUGCCCCCAUGUUUUGAGCCCGCGCCAGUCGGAGACAGUUCACCAUGUCCACCGGGUCUCUCAGCGAUGUCGACGACGAGCUCCUGGACGGCAUCCUGAAGUUUGGCUCCUCCGGUAAAGACUCCAACGAGAGCACGGAGGAGAGCUCCAACUGCGAGGGCACUUGCGCAGACGACGCGCCGGGCAAGAAACGGAAGACAGCGUCCAGGAAAACGGCACCCAAGGGUGUGGCACAGCAGGAGGGCAAGCAUGUGCAGAGAAACGCUGCCAACGCCCGGGAGAGAGCCAGGAUGCGCGUCUUGUCCAAAGCCUUCUCCCGGCUGAAGACCACCUUACCCUGGGUACCAGCGGACACUAAGCUCUCCAAACUGGACACACUGCGCCUAGCGUCCAGCUACAUCGCGCACCUCCGGCAGAUACUGGCCAACGACAAAUAUGAAAACGGAUAUAUCCACCCCGUUAACCUGACGUGGCCUUUCAUGGUGGCAGGCAAGCCGGAGAACGAGCUGAAGGAGAUGCUGAACACAACCCGCCUAUGUGGAACAACGGCCUCGUGACGGAACCAAGCGGACGACCUUCGUACGUUUUCAAAAGGAAAUACGAUUUUCCAAGACGAUUU